Messenger RNA from Castor canadensis (American beaver), 799 nucleotides. RefSeq names its product SNAP associated protein (gene Snapin). Gene Ontology annotation, cellular component: BLOC-1 complex; synaptic vesicle; BORC complex. The record is from RefSeq and is a predicted model, not a curated record. Gene Ontology annotation, molecular function: SNARE binding. Lineage: Eukaryota; Metazoa; Chordata; Mammalia; Rodentia; Castoridae. Gene Ontology annotation, biological process: synaptic vesicle exocytosis; lysosome organization; regulation of synaptic vesicle exocytosis.
CCCCCUCGCGGCGCACUUCGGCUGGCUCCAGUUCCCGGCGGUCUUCGCGGCAGGUUCCGGGCGGCAGGACAGUUCGUGAUGGCGGGGUCUGGCUCCGCCGCUGUGUCCGGGGCAGGGACCCCGGUGGCUGGGCCCACAGGCCGCGACCUCUUCGCCGAGGGAUUGCUGGAGUUCCUGCGACCCGCUGUGCAGCAGCUCGACUCCCAUGUCCACGCUGUCAGGGAGAGCCAGGUAGAGCUACGGGAACAAAUUGACAACCUAGCUACAGAACUGUGCCGAAUCAAUGAGGAUCAGAAGGUGGCCUUGGAUCUUGACCCCUAUGUUAAGAAGCUGCUUAAUGCCAGGCGGCGGGUUGUUUUGGUCAACAACAUUCUGCAGAAUGCACAGGAACGGCUGAGGCGGCUAAAUCACAAUGUUGCCAAGGAAACAGCUCGAAGGAGAGCAAUGCUGGAUUCAGGAAUUUAUCCUCCUGGUUCCCCAAGCAAGUAACAGAAGAUGAGCCUGUGACCUGAGUAGCACAAGUACUGUUCCCAGCAGCUUUGUUUCAACAUGAGAAGAUUCCAGGAAACAAUCCCUAUAGACCUUGGGACACCAAAAAGGCAGCCCUAUGGUUGGUUUGAAGCACUUCAUUCAUGUAGCAACCCCAAGAAGCCUGUGUACAGCAGGACUCAGGUUCCUAAAGCUCUUGCUUCCUUCCAAAAAUAAGCCUCUGCAUUUUUUAAAAGCUGCGUAUUUGAGGCCCACCUUUUUCAUACCUGAUUAACCAGAGCAGAGCAUCCUAGUUCAUACCUAGUUGUCU